AUGUUGUUAUACAGUUUUUCACUUAUAGUUUUGAACAUACUUAUGCUCGCUAUUAGUGCACAGAAUUUACCUCCAGGAGUGCCGCCACAUCGUUAUCAGCAACCUUCCCACACACAAUACCAACAGCAAGUGCCUCAACAACAAUACCAACAUCAAGUGCCUCAACAACAAUAUCAACAGCCCCCUCCACAACAACAAUAUCAACAACCAGCUCCACCACAACAAUAUCAACAUGUACCCCAACAGGUUCCUGUACCCCAGCAAAAUGUACCAGUACAUCAGCAGCAACAUCAUGAUCAUCACCAUAACCAUGAUCAACCUCAACAAAUUUUAAAUGCUGCUAAUGUUGCUCAAGAAGCGGAGCAUAUCGCUGAACAUAUGGACGUGCCAAUUGAUACAAGUAAAAUGAGUGAACAAGAAUUACAGUUUCACUACUUCAAGAUGCAUGAUGCCGACAACAAUAACAAAUUGGAUGGUUGUGAAUUAAUCAAAUCUCUUAUACAUUGGCACGAUUGUUCGAUAAUGCCCAAGAUAAAGGCAAAUGGUAAAUAUGUUAAAUCAUAUGAUGUGUCACCUAAAUGGAAAGAUGGUGACGACUCGGCAAAAAGUCUAUCUGACGAGGCUAUAUCUAAGUACGUCGAUGAAUUCCUAACUCGCAUAGAUCCGGACAACGACGGAUACAUCAGUUAUGUAGAAUAUCGAAAGUAUGUAGACAGUGUUAAAAUACAUUAA
Molecule: messenger RNA, 732 nt
Organism: Diabrotica balteata
Lineage: Eukaryota; Metazoa; Arthropoda; Insecta; Coleoptera; Chrysomelidae
Source: the annotation of a GenBank genome assembly